GUCCUGACUCGUCGGAUUAACGUCUUCAGCAAUUUGCGCUACAGGAGCUCGUCUGUUGGAUCAGACCACACGGGCCCACCUUUGCUCCCCACAUCAGUGAGCCUUGGCAGCCCAUGAACCUGUCACUGGUUCACCACUGUUCCAUCCUUAGACCACUGUUCAUAAAUACUGACCUCUGCAGACUGGUAACAGCCCACAAGAGCUGCAGUUUUGGAGAUGCUCUGACCCAGUCGUCUAGACAUCACAAUUUGGCUCUUGUCAAACUCACUCAAAUCUUUACGCUUGCCCAUUUUUCCUGCUUCUGAAACAUCACUUCUAGGACAAAAUGUACACUUGCUGCCUAAUAUAUCCCACCCACUAACAGGUGCCAUGACGAAGAGAUAAUCAGUGUUAUUCACUCACUGGUCAUAAUGUUAUAAUGUCAUAAUGUUUUGUCUGGUCGGUGUAUAUUUCUCCUUCUUAGUGGAAGGAGGUUAAACAGUUUGUGAGUGGUAUAUGAGGAGUCCUGUUAUUUAGGGCACUGUCAUUCAAGAUUCGUGAUUUGAGUUAGGGUAGAAUUAACGUUUAAAUAUAUAACUUUUAGGUUAAAACAAAUAUUACAGGUAAGAAGGACGCCACAGAGCCAAAACAUUUCUUAUAGUGGUUUCUAAUCAAUUACAAAAUGAUCAUGUAGAUAUUAAUCAUUGUGUCCACUGUGUCUAUGGUCUCACUGUCAAGUUGUUGGUUUUUUGCAGUAAGUUUUGCACAUGCGUGUUACUUUUGUUCAUUUAUGUUGUCUAGAGCAGCACCUUGGUCCUGGUUUGUACUAUACAAUAAAAGCCUUAUUGAUCUUAAUCAUAAAUGGGAUGAAUCAUGUCUGGGAUCAUGAGGGAGUUUUGCACAAUGGGUUUUGCGCAAAAACAAGCGCUCGUUACCAAAUCUAAGCGAAGCCCUGCUGUUUCCUGAACUCCAAAUGUUUCCUGGAUGUUGUUAAAGGGUUACACACUGAAUCAUCCGUGUGUUACAGCUGCGCCUCUCCUCGCUGCUUUACGGUAGUGGUGCUGAUGCGGGAUGAGUCAGGCUGUGUGAUGCCUCUGACACUGCUGCCAUUUCAUCAGCACAAUUUCCAAACAUCUCACUGGUGUCCAGAGCGUGGAGGAGAUACACACACCCCGGAAAAGCGUCAUGACUUCGUUCUUUCACUUCUUAAUUCCUGUGGCAGCUGCUCUGUUUCCUGUGCAGAUAUAAAACGACAUGGUGUGAUCUUACUGUAGAAGAUCAAUCACUGUAGUAGCUCCCUGAGAUCUUUUUUGGUCGCUGUUAAAGAGUAAGACUGAACAGGGUGUGUGUGUGUGCGCGUGUGUGUGUGCGUGCGCGCGCUUUCUAUUAACUCCAGCAUCUUACACGGACCAUGGCGUAUGUGUUUACUGAACUCUGAUGAACCCGACCAGCCUCUACAUGGAGACAAUAUGGCUUUACCAGUUUCGCUUGAUCGUCAUCGGGGACUCCACGGUUGGUAAAUCAUGUUUGAUCAGGCGCUUCACAGAGGGGAGGUUCGCCCAAGUUUCUGACCCUACAGUUGGUGUGGAUUUUUUCUCCCGCCUGGUUGAGAUUGAGCCGGGAAAACGAAUAAAGCUCCAGAUAUGGGAUACGGCAGGUCAGGAGCGCUUCAGGUCCAUUACUAGAGCGUACUACCGUAACUCAGUAGGAGGCCUGCUGCUCUUUGAUAUCACAAAUCGCCGCUCAUUUCAGAACGUGCGUGAGUGGCUAGAGGAGGCACGCAGUCAUGUGCAACCACACACCAUCGUCUUCCUUCUAGUGGGCCACAAGUGCGAUCUGGAGACACAACGUCAGGUCUCCCGGCAUGAGGCCGAGAAGUUGGCAUCGGUUUUCGGCAUGCGUUACGUGGAGACUUCGGCGUGCGAUGCCAUCAACGUGGAAAGGGCGUUCACCGAGCUCACGCGUGACAUCUUUGAGUUGGUCAAGCAUGGAGACAUCACUAUUGAAGAAGACUGGGAGGGGGUGCGGAGCGGCUUUGUUCCUAACAUGGUGCACUCAUCCGAGGAGGUAACAAAGAAUGAACGCCGGUGCUACUGCUGAGCCACCUGGAAUCCUCAUUCAGACUCAAAACGUUCAAUCUCUCAGAAUAGAAGGGCAAACUUCAAUCCUCACUUCUGACACUACUUCUUCCCUGCCUGCUGAAUGGUCCCCAAGUCUCCACCUUCUGGUUCCUCACUAGUUACUUCUCCUUAUAGCUAACCAUUUACAAGACCAACAAGACGAUGCACACUGACACACAUUUUAGCUCCUUCGGCCUCUUAAAUAAACAGAACCAUAUUCCAGCACCUUAUACAUCAAUCAAUCAAUCACCUGAAAGCCAUGACAUGUUUCCCUUGAGGGUAAACAGCCUUUAGAGACUGGGUCUUCUCUAGACAUGCAGACUUUUCCAUGAGGGAACACCCAAAAGUACAGACUUUUAAAUGUAUCGAGUUCAGAAAGCUGAAAUCACUGCUUGAGGAAAAAAAGACUGGAUUACUUACUUCUCUGGUUGAGGUAUAAAAGCGACAUAUCAGGUGACAGUGGAAUGAAAGAAACUGGUGUAUUGCAAUAUACCACAUAACACAGAGACCAGGCCUGAAUAUUUAGGUGACAAAUCAACAAUAUCAACAAAGACCUGCUGAUUUCCGUUUUCUUUUAUUUCCUUUUUUUUGGAGACAUGUUGAUAAGCAAAACCUGUACUUUUGAUAAUGUACCAAAGGGAUUUAUGUAAGCUUUAUAUUACAGGUAAGAGAAAUGGUGAAAUACCGUUAUACGCCUCCAUUUUGAAAAAUUGUGACCCUUCCUGGUGCUCAAAAUUUCACUCCUGACUACUGAACCACGUUCUAAAAGCAAUUGGUUUGCACUGUUAUAUUUUUUACAAACAGCUUUUUCAACCCCACCCCCCACUACACAAAAAACAACAAAUAUAAAUAUAUUUGCAUAUAAAUGCAGAUUCUUGCCCUCAAUAAUAAUUGAUCAGAAAUAUUUCUACCAAGCACAUCUAAUUGGACCAGACUGUAGUACACAUUGCUGCUUCGACUGAAUAAAAUCCUAUAUUUGUAACAAUAUAAUAUUGCAUGGUAUUAAUGAUCCCAAUCUCCUUAUUUACAGUAUGACGAACGGACGGAGAGCAACUGUUACGUUUUGUUUAGUGAUGUAUGUAUAUCGUGCAGCUUCUGCCACAGUACUGGAUUCAAUCCAGUCAAAUAAAUCUUUACAGCACUAACACACAUUUUGAGUUGGUAUUCGGGCGCGCUUUGUUUUUCUGAAGUAAAUGAAUCCGAGCUUCUGAAGACUGGAAUAUUAAUUAUGAGUGUACUGAGAAAUAGUUGUAAAACACUCUGUACCUCUUUAUCAGAACCUGAUGUAUUACAGAUUAAAAUACUAUGACAAAAGAAAAUGUAUUUCUUUCCCCUUCUUUAAAUAAUGAAUUCCUGAAAUGAAGUUAUGACGUCUUGAAUUGUGCUCUUUUUGUGUUUGAGCGAAUGGAAGCAUUACACAAGACAAUAUAACUUUUUGCAGAAGUACUACUUCUGAGGUCCAGGCAUGUUGAGUUUGUAACUCUGGUGUUGUUUUGAGUUUUUUUCUUAAAAUAAGAACAAUCCGAGAGAACAAUUCCUAAGUCAUAAAGGAACAAUUUUUGCCUUUAACUAGGUGACACCUUUAACAUAAAUAAACUGUCAAUUCAUUCAUUAAAAGACAUUUUUACAUGAAGCAGACAAACACCAAAGGUUUUUAUACAUGUAAAUAUGGCAUAAUGCCCUGUAUAUCAUUAAUAUAUAGUUUGGAGGUGGGUUGGUUUUGUCAGGAAUAAUUAGAAAGAUAUUUAAAGAAUUAAAUCUCUAUUACUUAUUAAAUAAGCUAUAGAUUCUUCCUUCUGUUGGACAAACCAAUAAAAUGUUUAGAUAUCUAUUAUUUAAAUCCGUUCUUCAGUAAAGUAGUCUCAUACGAUUUGUCUGAACCUUUUCAAAAUUAGUUUUAAAAUAAUCCAAAUUCUGAAACGUAAGCCGUGUAUGAAAAUCUUUGGAGAUCAUGUUUCCCCUACAGCGUUGUACCUGCAGGAUGUUAUGCACUGUGCUGCUGCAACAUGACUGGCAGUUUAGAUGAUUGUAUAAAAGAGCAGGAGUAGAGAUAUUAUUUAAAGUGGCCAAAGUGAAUAUUCAUGUUCAGGCUUUAUGCUGGGCGGAGCAAGUGUAAAUUCAGGGUAGAUCUCAGGAACAACUCAAUGCACACCAGAGCUUGGCUGAAAAUAACAAAAACAAUUUAAAAGUCAAUAAAUCAAGCUGCUGAGUUUUGGAGAGAGGGAGGAGUCUGGAGAGAGGAGGGGGUUAAUAAACACAAGACCAUUUUGUUCACUUUGUGUCUUUCCCAAAGCUUCAUUGAGAUUCGCUCGUUCAGUUUUAAUGGAUACAAUUUAACAAAUAAAUACACUUGAAAAACAAGUAAAAAGGGAGAGGAAAAAGCACAGGAUUCUGAAGAGGUAAGAGCUGUGGAGUCAACAGGGGGAGAAGAAACACAUGAGCAAGUGAAACAAGUUAAGACAGAUGGGAAGGUUAACCAGUAAACACACUUUUCAGAGUUUAAGCAAUCCACUCUUUGUAUACAGAAUCUGGCCACACAGACU
Molecule: messenger RNA, 4642 nt
Organism: Silurus meridionalis
Lineage: Eukaryota; Metazoa; Chordata; Actinopteri; Siluriformes; Siluridae
Gene: rab39bb
Product: RAB39B, member RAS oncogene family b
Exons: 3
Coding region: 1417-2079 (220 amino acids)
Biological process (GO): Rab protein signal transduction
Cellular component (GO): Golgi membrane
Molecular function (GO): GTP binding; GTPase activity
Source: RefSeq, a predicted model, not a curated record